This is a messenger RNA of Trichoplax adhaerens, 615 nucleotides long. RefSeq lists its product as uncharacterized. The transcript is spliced from 2 exons. Lineage: Eukaryota; Metazoa; Placozoa; Uniplacotomia; Trichoplacea; Trichoplacidae. Bases 1 to 615 code for a protein of 204 amino acids. The record is from RefSeq and is a predicted model, not a curated record.
AUGAAUAACCGUGGUAGUUAUGAAGUGUACUUCAGAAAUCCAGAAUUAUAUGAUUCACAAUUAGCUAUACGUACAUCUUACCAGGAUUUGCUUUGGAAAUGGUACUUAGCUCAACGUCUUAAGCAGCAAGGCUGGCAAGAAUAUGAGAAUAUCAAUUACCAGGGAGACACUAUUAACCCAAUGGAUGGUCAAGAUAGCAAUCAUAAACAAUCAUCACACUAUUUAUCCCAAAAGCCAAAUUACAAUUACGAAUUUAUACCUGAAACUGUCGAUUCAUCCAAUCAUCCAGAUGAUAUGGAUAACGAUGAGAAUAACAAUUCUAAAAUGCCAUCUCCUGCUAACACCGAUCAAGAGAAUCAACCAGGAUAUGGGCAACCAACCGAUCAUCCAACUUCUAAUCCUACCUCGGCAGCCAUACAAACUCAAACGCCAUCCACUCGGUCUUCUCCGACAGCCACUUCCAGCGUCACCAUGGUUCCCAAAUCAUCAUCAGCCAGUCAUCCAUUUCAUUCAGCAGACAAACACGUCAUCCAGCUUCAAGUGAAUGACGAGUGGAUCAGCUUGGAUGUUGGAAGUGAUCCUGCUGCCACUCAGUCUCGUUUUCUAUCUCCAUAA